Messenger RNA from Cotesia glomerata, 602 nucleotides. RefSeq names its product 40S ribosomal protein S16 (gene RpS16). The record is from RefSeq and is a predicted model, not a curated record. Gene Ontology annotation, biological process: translation; maturation of SSU-rRNA from tricistronic rRNA transcript (SSU-rRNA, 5.8S rRNA, LSU-rRNA). NCBI's taxonomy places the organism in Eukaryota, Metazoa, Arthropoda, Insecta, Hymenoptera, Braconidae. The coding region runs from base 86 to 535 and encodes 149 amino acids. The transcript has 5 exons. Gene Ontology annotation, cellular component: cytosolic small ribosomal subunit; ribosome. Gene Ontology annotation, molecular function: structural constituent of ribosome; RNA binding.
ACAAAAUUUAAGUAACUAAAACAACUUUCUUUUGGCACUUCCUUCCCAUCCUCCUUCUCGUUCUUUUUCAUCAAGUUCAGCCACAAUGCAGAAAACCAAGCAAAAGGAGCCAAUCCACUCGGUCCAAGUUUUUGGCCGCAAGAAAAGCGCAACGGCUGUAGCCUACUGCAAACGUGGUCGCGGUAUUUUACGCGUUAAUGGCAGACCAUUGGAGAACAUUGAGCCUCUUGUGCUCCAAUACAAACUGCAAGAACCAAUCCUUCUUCUUGGCAAGGAGAAAUUCUCAGGAGUUGACAUCCGUGUACGUGUAAACGGUGGUGGUCAUGUAGCACAGAUCUAUGCUAUCAGACAAGCUAUCUCCAAAGCACUGGUUGCUUAUUAUCAAAAAUAUGUCGAUGAAGCGAGUAAAAAGGAAGUAAAGGACAUCCUUAUCCAGUACGACCGUACGUUACUUGUUGCCGACCCGAGACGUUGCGAGCCCAAGAAAUUCGGUGGUCCAGGUGCAAGAGCCCGCUACCAAAAGUCCUACCGUUAAUCAUUUUACAUAUUUACAUCUUUUUGUACGUCAUUAAAUGAUAAAAAUAAAAUGACAGGCAAAAAUA